UCAGGCCUAGCUGCAGUCCCAGGAGCUUGAGGGAAAGAUGUUGUAACCCUCCACGAUGAACUUCCUCCUGACGAUGCUGGGGAGGGCCCAGGCUGGGGAGAAGUUGAAGCCAGGGGAGGGGCAGGAAUAUCUGAGGUGCAGCGCUGGUCUACACCCUGGCAGCUCUGGCCAGUCCGGAGUCUGUCCAUCCUGCACACCAGAAGCUCUGGAGAUGUCGCCUUGCCCUACAGAGGUGUGGCCUUACCUCUACGGGGGCUUGGGGCUGGGCGGGCUCCUGCUCCUGGCUGUGGUCAUUCUGUCCGCCUGUCUGUGCCGGUUCCGUCAGAGAGUAACGAGGCUGGAGAGAAACUGGGCCCAGUUCCGGGAUCAGGAGCUCCACUACGCAUCCCUGCAGAGGCUUCCGGGGCCCAGCGGCGAGGGCCCUGACCUUGGGGACAGAGAAGAAGGCACCAAAGCAGACCCCAGCUCCGACUAUGCCUGCAUUGCCAAGAACAAGCCCACCUGAGCUGCCCCGACGCCUCUCCCAUCCCACGGGUCACCGUAAAGACAAUGGUCUUACCGCCUUCUGCGGUCAAGCGUCUCAGUCCAGCUUGAACCCCCAUUCCAAAUGACCAUCAAAACGUAAGUGGCUUGGCCCAGCCCUGGUGGCACAGGCACGCCACAGCUCGUUCUGGAGGCCUCAGGGUUCAAAUCCCAGCCCAAUCUGCCUGCAGCACAGGGCAAGGGGCACACAAUGCCCACGAGCCAUUGAGCUGGAAGACCGAGGAAGGGGUUUGCUGCACAACCAGACUUUGUAGAGGGCCUCUCUCAUAUUCACGCCAACAUGAAUAAAUUUAAAAAAAAUCUUCA
Messenger RNA from Tupaia belangeri chinensis (Chinese tree shrew), 849 nucleotides. RefSeq names its product leukocyte specific transcript 1 (gene LST1). The record is from RefSeq and is a predicted model, not a curated record. The coding region runs from base 56 to 505 and encodes 149 amino acids. Gene Ontology annotation, cellular component: membrane. NCBI's taxonomy places the organism in Eukaryota, Metazoa, Chordata, Mammalia, Scandentia, Tupaiidae. Gene Ontology annotation, biological process: dendrite development; immune response; cell morphogenesis. The transcript has 4 exons.